AUGUCCUAUAAUCUCCCCAACCCGUCGUUUAUUGGGAUUCUCCUCGCAGUUAGCACACACAAUGGGCCUCAGAUAGCGUUCAGCUACCCAGAUGACCUCUCACUGCGACAGCUAGUUAGCCGGACAGCCGAUGAAGAAAGUCGCUCAGAAGACGACGAUUUUGACGACGAGGACUUCGACGCGGCUAGCUCGGAUGAAUUCGAAUACCUCGCGGGCGAGAACCAAUUUCUGAAAGCCGAAACCAGCCACUUGUGGGAUCCAAGCCACCCGAACUACUACUUGGGCACGAAAAACGACCUCAUGACGUUCCUCACUGCUCGCGAAAGUUACCGUGACUCCACGGAACAAUUGGAUGGUACAAACCCCCCGGUUAAAAGCGGAUUGAGCAAGAGGACGGCAGACAGCGGCUUCAAGGCAAAGGAUACAGCCUCCAAAUCGGGCAUAUCCAAGCCAGGUCAGAUUCUCGGCCUCGAGCCUGAUCAAUUGGGCGAGAUGCUUUGUCCGCCUCGUGCGAUGUGCAAUCGCCGCUUUGAUGUGAUGCUUGAGAACGUGGUUUUCUUGGGCCUACCGGUCCAUGUAGACACGAACGGGUCUUGGCGGGCCAAGAAAAACAGGCCCGCUGCCACCGGAACCGCCACAGCAAGAAGCGAGCGCCAGGAUCUGACAGAAUCGCUGCGCGCCGGCACUGCCAUGAGCAUGUUUCAUUUAGUGUUUGUGAUGUCCCCACCAGACAUCGAGCGAAACUAUCGCGUGGACGAAAUGUUUUACAACGUGACAUCUAAGCUCUCUCUCAUGUUGCGGUACGAGCAGCAGAAGAACGACUUUGUGUGGCUCCAAGUACGCAUGAUUCUGAAGUUGAAAGAUGAGUUUCGUGCAUCCGCCGAGCUUAAGGAAACUACGUCUAUGACAGCACAUCUUCUCGCAAAUCUGCCACUCUGUAGAAUGAUGGCAGAGUGUCACAUGGCAAUAUCAGCCUCUCAGAUCGCCAACCUAAACAUCAAUGGCAAGCCCCGGUCAUUCCAAAUCCCGAUGAAGACGGAAUUUCACUCCUUGCCUGAGCCUACUGUCCCGUACAUCCCUGGCUCGUGCCUCCUGUCCACAAUCAACUGUCUUGGUCGUGCAGGCUUAGUGAAUGUCGGUGAAACUACUCGGUAUAGCAACACUAACCUCAUGGAGCUUUUGCUCGGGUUAACACCCAACGGUUCUGAUCCAAACACCGCCGAGGACGAUGACGACGGUAUUAAUGCAAACCCCGAUGAUAUUGUGCAUCUAGCUCUUCUUCUCUGUGACGACCCGGAAGUCAUCAUCAAAGACAUCAAGGCCGAGACUCACUCGGCCCUAGCUCGAUUUGUACACAUGAUAAGACCCACCGAGUCACUCCUUAAAAUUGCCAAUUCCCUUAGACUCCACGCAGGUGCCUCGGCGCAAUUAAGCGUCGCAGAGAUCAAGUCUUUAGCACUCCAUUUGGUCUACUGGAGACGUGCCAGGGUGAUUCCUCCCCUCAACACCAGGGGGAUCUACAUCGUAUCUCCUAUGGCUCCCAUUAGUACAAAUUUUCACAGGGACAUUGUAAAGUUCAAUGAACAGUUUCCCACCGUGCCCUCGCUCCCGCUGUUUCUCCGACUUCUCUCCACCAGGUCCAGAAAACCCAGACAGUUUGCAUCUAUCAUUCCCUCACGCGAUCACAAAGACAUGUACAUUUCAGCGCUUGCAUGGCUAGUCAGGUUCGGAUAUGUGACCCAGUUGCACACGUACAUCUGGCUCAAGGUGCUGAAAAAAGUCAAAAUGAAAGUCGAAGAGGAGCUCGAGGAAGAGCUUGGCAAGGCACCGAAACGAAAUGCGGAUGGUUUGCGUACUAAGAAAAUCUUUGCUGUCGACAAUAAGAUGCACCUGGCAGUCGACAACUCUUCGAAGCAAACCGGCCCGCUGGAAAAAGCAACACAUCCGGAAUCGCUGGAAUCGGUCGAGGAGGAAAUUGAUAAACUCCAGAAAAGAUUUGAAGCUCACAAUUCCAUACCCGACCUUGUUCUUGAGGACGACGGCGACACUAUUCUCGUCGAUCCUGGAAGAGCGUCCUCCCUCGAGCGCAGAUGGAUUAACAAGAUCAUAUAUGAAGAAUGUGGUCUCUCUUCAGAACUCACCGCUGUGUUCUAUAAACUAUUGAAGUACAUGAACGGUCAGAAUUCAUUAGAGUUGCUUCUUCUACGGGAAAACAUUUCUAGAAGUGAGCUUCGCAAAUUGCUCCUGGAAAUUGACGAGUACGUUAUCUCUGUACGCCAUUGGUGA
Molecule: messenger RNA, 2286 nt
Organism: Metschnikowia bicuspidata var. bicuspidata NRRL YB-4993
Lineage: Eukaryota; Fungi; Ascomycota; Pichiomycetes; Serinales; Metschnikowiaceae
Exons: 2
Coding region: 1-2286 (761 amino acids)
Biological process (GO): TORC1 signaling; positive regulation of autophagy; cellular response to amino acid starvation
Cellular component (GO): GATOR1 complex
Source: RefSeq, a predicted model, not a curated record